CACCGAGUAUCACCCCAUCCCCAGAACACACCUACGACCUCCCACCCACCGUAAUCGCAAAGCCUCUUCCAGUCCGCGACCCCAAACAAAAACCCACCAAGGGCAAGCCACAACCAAAAUCACAGACGACAACCACAUCAUCUCAAUCCACCCGCAAAUCCAAAUCGAAACCCAACUCCACCAACCCCGCAACAGGAUGGGCAGACGACACCCCCCGGGCCUUCCGUCGCAUAAUGCAAUUCCAGAGCGGAGCGAAACCUCAAAAGAAACGCAAACGGAACAAUGAUGACUCUGACGAUUCUGACUCCGAAGAGGCGCCAGUGCCCGUAACCACCGGACAGAAGAAGAAGAAUCAGAAGAAGAGCGCACCCGCGCCCACGCCCAUCGCCAAGAACAACAUCGAAGAAAAGGAUGAGGAAGAGGAAGGGGAGGAUGAAGAAGAGGAGAAGAUAAUCAAACCGAAGAUCAUGCCGGGAGAAAAACUCUCCGAUUUCGCGGCGCGAGUUGAUCGUGAAAUGCCCCUGUCGAACAUGAAGCGCAGCAAUAAGCCGGCGGCGGCUGAUGUGCCCAAGAUCCGGGAGACGAGGGUGACGAAGCAUGAGAAGCAUUUGCGGCGGCUGCAGGAGCAAUGGCGGAAGGAUGAUAAGGAUAUUCUGGAGCGGGAGGCGGCGGAGAGGGAGGAAAGGGAGGAGGAGAUGGAGGAGCAGUUGAGGUUGUGGGGGGAGUGGGAUGUUGAGGCCGGGAAGCGCAAGGCGAAGAAGAGUGGGGGAGGAGCGAAGAAGAAGGAGGUGGUGAGGGAUGAUCCGGAUCCGUGGGCCAAGUUGAAGCGCGAACGGAUGAACAAGCAGAUCAGUCCGUUGGAUGUGGUGCAGGCGCCGCCGCAGUUGACCAAGCCCAGGGAGAUUUUCAAGGUGCGCGGCGGAGCCAAGGUCGAUGUGGCUAACGUGCCGGCGGCGGUGGGCAGUUUGAGACGGCGAGAGGAGCUGGCUAAUGAGAGAAGGAACAUUGUCGAUGAGUAUCGGCGGUUGAUGGCCGAGAAGAGAAGGGGAUGAUGGAUCUUUUAGAUAAUAAUUAGAUGGUAAUACCCAGCUGGAAGAAACGAAGAUAU
This is a messenger RNA of Aspergillus sclerotioniger CBS 115572, 1108 nucleotides long. RefSeq lists its product as uncharacterized. Bases 234 to 1052 code for a protein of 272 amino acids. The transcript has 2 exons. The record is from RefSeq and is a predicted model, not a curated record. NCBI's taxonomy places the organism in Eukaryota, Fungi, Ascomycota, Eurotiomycetes, Eurotiales, Aspergillaceae.